CAAAGUUUCUGUUUGAAAUCGCCUCUUCUAUUUUUUUUUGGUUUGCCUCGUUCCCUUUGUGCAGAGUUCAUCAGUAAAAUUCUGCCUCCCAUUGCUUCUUUUUUUUUCUCGCUUCCCUUUCCCUUGCCUCUCCUUUUAGAUCGCGAUUCUUUACAACCGAUUGAGACGGUUUUGCCAUCUGUCUAAAUUUCGCUCACUUUCCAUCUCCAUUCCAUCUGUGCCACCCGUUUCGUCAUGUCCGAAUGCUUCGGUUCCGUGUGGUGCAUACGCUACGUUAAACAUGCCAACCUAACCCUCAACUGUUACCCUACCAACGAGACCGAGAAAGGUCCUCGUUCCUCCGAAUUGAGCUACCUUAUGUUUUAUGCCAGUGCCCGACCGGCCAAACUCACCAAAGUAGGCAGCUUUCUGGAAAAGAAAGUACGCAAAGAUAUCCGCAAGGGUCGAAAGCAGUAAGCUCGCUUUUUUUCUUUCCUUAUUGACUCUUUUGGUCCCAUUUGCCUAUUCUCCCAUAACUAUUACCCUCCCUUGUUCUACCUACCCAGCCAUCCAAAUUCACGAUUCAGAAUCGUCAUUCUGCCUUGGCUGCCUAUUGUUUCACAUUGGAUUUUUUUUUGGAGUUAUUCUGUUUUACGCCAUGGCGUUUUUAUUUUUUAUUUUUGUUAUAUGUAUUUUUAUUCAUAAUGCCUCACCAUUUUUCAUUUGUUUUUAUAUAUUUUUGUAGGAACAAUCGGAUAUCGCUGCUUA
Radiomyces spectabilis is the source of this 747-nucleotide messenger RNA. RefSeq lists its product as uncharacterized. The transcript has a single exon. Bases 235 to 456 code for a protein of 73 amino acids. Lineage: Eukaryota; Fungi; Mucoromycota; Mucoromycetes; Mucorales; Radiomycetaceae. The record is from RefSeq and is a predicted model, not a curated record. Gene Ontology annotation, biological process: protein localization to plasma membrane.